Molecule: messenger RNA, 1572 nt
Organism: Talaromyces atroroseus
Lineage: Eukaryota; Fungi; Ascomycota; Eurotiomycetes; Eurotiales; Trichocomaceae
Exons: 1
Coding region: 1-1572 (523 amino acids)
Molecular function (GO): protein binding
Source: RefSeq, a predicted model, not a curated record
AUGUCGUCCGCUUCGAAUCCUCAUGCCGAAGGCGAAAAUGAAGAGGAUGACAUCUACUUGGAUGAGGCGGAUGCAGAGGAGAUCUUCCAAGGAGAUGAAGAUCAGCCGAUGGAGUCAGACGAUGAAGAUCAAGCGAUGCAAGAGAUCACACUCCAGAACGAUUCUGUCGCGCAUUUCGAUCACCACUCAGACUCAGUGUUCUGUAUUGCGCAACAUCCCGUGCACCAAUCGAUAGUCAUCACCGGGUCUGGUGACGAUACAGCCUUUAUAUUCGACUCCUCCCAUCCGGAUGAACGGCCCUUGCUUCCCCAAAGCUACGAAUCGAACCCACAACCAAAAGGAGAACGGAAAUCGCUAGAACCUAUUAAAAAGUUGGACGGUCAUUCGGAUUCUGUCAAUGCCGUGGCUUUUACUGAGCCUCGUGGUGAAUAUGCUGUGACCGCCGGGCUUGAUGGGCGUUUGCGCAUAUGGAGAGACGCGACGUCACAAAAGACAGGACUGUUGUGGGACUUUGUUGCUGAGGCACAAGAGGUGGAAGAGAUUAAUUGGCUGGCUGUGUGUCCGGCACAAGAAGGACAAGAAGAGAGUUAUAAUGUUGUCGCAAUUGGCGGUAAUGACGGUAGUGCGUGGGUGUUCAAGAUUGACCACACAGAUUCCGCUCAACCUAUUUCCAUCAUUCAGACAUUCUUCCAACAUACUAUGUCCUGUACUGCCGGGGCCUGGACUCCAGACGGAAAGCUGCUGGCUACUGUGUCAGAGGAUGGUAGUUUCUAUGUCUACGACGUGUUUGGUGCUGCUGCUGCUGCGGGAAUAUCCUACUCUGCAGGUACAAAUGCCGUGGUAGGGUAUACGGCAGAAGAUCAGCGCUUUGCCGUUGAAGGUGGCUUAUAUUCCAUUGCCAUAUCUCCGUCGGGCGCCAUUGCUGCUGUUGGGGGUGCUGAAGGCCAUAUUAAGGUAGUUGGAUUGCCUCGAUUGCAGUCAACUGCUCCUAAAUCCAAGUCAAAAUCGUCCACUCCUGUUGGCUCGCAAGCAUCGGGUGCUGGCGCCCUUCUUGCCUCGUUACAAGCCCAGUCCGACAGUGUUGAAAGCUUGUCGUUCUCAUCUCUGCCCUUGACAAUGCUUGCAUCGGGUUCUGUGGAUGGUUCAAUCUGUCUCUUUGAUGUAGCGCAUCGAUUUGCAGUUCGUCGACAUAUCCGUGAUGCGCAUGAGGGUGCUACUGUUGUCAAGGUUGAAUUCUUACAACAACCCGCACAAGCUGCUACGCCUCUGAUUCGGCCUGGUUUGCCAGGACCCACUGCUAAUGCUGCUGCUGCAACCGCCGCAGGUCAAGGCCGGCCUUGGAUUCUUACUUCCGUUGGCUUGGACGGUGUAAUCCGACGAUGGGAUGCCCGGGGUGGCACUACAGCGGCAGCACAGGGAUUGCUCAAGGAAUGGCGAGGUCAUCUCGGCUUGAUUGAAACUGAAGGCGGGGAGCAAUCUGGUGGCAUUCUUGGCUUUGUGCAGGGCGCUGUAGGAGGAAAGCGGAUUGUUACGGCAGGCGACGACGGCAUUUCUCUUGUCUUUGAGGAAUAA